CAUUCAGUGAAGCCGACAUUAUUGAGUCCAAUAAAUUGUGUGAAUGAAGUUGAUCUACAAAGUUUGAUACCAAUCGAUCCAGAAGUUGUGAACUGUUGAAACAGUUCAACCAACGGGCAGCGAUGCAGCGAGGAGAUAAAAGGAUUAAGAUACUAAAGCUCUGGUGCUACCUUUUCCUGCUGGCCGUGGCCAUCGUAACGAACGCCAAGCCCGAAGCCCCAGUCAACUCGUACCUACCGCCGGCACAUGGGCACGGAAAUGGCAACGGAUAUCACGACGAUCACCACCACCACGACGAUGACCAUCACCACACGGACCUAGUGCCGCCGUCUUCCAGCUACGGAACACCGGACAGCAGCUACGGUCCCCCGAAUCACCAGUCCGGGUUUCAACCGGAUCAUGCCCACCACGACCAUCAUGACCAUCACGAGGAGCACACGGAUUCGUACGAGGACGAACCGGCCCAGUACGAGUUCACCUACGAAGUGGACGAUGAAGAUGCGGAUCUGUCGUUUGGCCACGAGGAGAUGCGCGAUGGGGAGUACACCACCGGGAAGUACAACGUUCUACUUCCGGACGGAAGACGGCAGAUCGUGGAGUACGAAGCGGAUCAUAAGGGUUACCGGCCGAAGAUCACCUACGAGGGCGGUGAAGAGCAUCCCCACCACCACGACAAGCACAAGCACAAGGACGGUCACGAGGGAUACCCCCACGAGAAUCCGCACAAUCAGUUGGGAUAUCCGCACGAGGAACACCACGACUUUGAGCACGGCGGAAACCACGAGGAUAGUGGACACAGUCGGGCGGACCAUGGCGUCCAUGAACAUCACGAUCACCAUCAUGGCAAUGGCGAUCAUCAUCACGGGUACGAUCACAAUGCUCACGAGUACAGCCACGGCCACAACGGUGGCGAUCACCAUGGGGAUCAUCACGGACACAACGGAAACGGCCAUCACCACCGGCGGUCGUCCCAGUCCGGCCACGGACACGCCAACGGUGAGCAUCACGUUCAUCGUCGAAAUGGAAACGGAAACGGCAACGGUGCUCAUCGCAACGGCCACCGGAACAAUGGCCACCACUAGAAGGAUUUGAUCUUUGAACAACUUGGAAUGAUGAGUGAAUACACCCGCGUGCGCCAGUAGUACAAAUUAGUGUGAUUUUUAAGCCUUAUUUAUUCAAACAAGCUUCGAGCAGCGGCUUAUCGAGUACUCAAGCAAGCUCAAUUACCGGCUGAGACUCGAUCUGCGACAGCGCAGCAAAACAAAAAAAACCAAUUGCAUUUACAAAUUAGCAGACCCUUAAGUUAGUGCUAAGUAGCUAGGAGUUAUUUGCCAUUAUGUAAAAAAAAAUAUGUAUUCAAGCAAAAAAAAACACUACCCAAUAAAGCACCAGCAAAUGAUCAUCGAAAAAAUGCACAACCAGCACUCGUCGAACGAGGCUGGGUUCGAUGAAUCGAGAAAAAA
Molecule: messenger RNA, 1463 nt
Organism: Culex pipiens pallens (northern house mosquito)
Lineage: Eukaryota; Metazoa; Arthropoda; Insecta; Diptera; Culicidae
Product: histidine-rich glycoprotein-like
Exons: 4
Coding region: 123-1082 (319 amino acids)
Cellular component (GO): extracellular matrix
Source: RefSeq, a predicted model, not a curated record